Arachis duranensis is the source of this 1828-nucleotide messenger RNA. RefSeq lists its product as uncharacterized. Lineage: Eukaryota; Viridiplantae; Streptophyta; Magnoliopsida; Fabales; Fabaceae. The record is from RefSeq and is a predicted model, not a curated record. The transcript has 6 exons. Bases 1 to 1065 code for a protein of 354 amino acids.
AUGCUCCGAACAAAUGAACCCUUGUUUUCAACUGAUGAUGUUAUAUCAAAGGCAUGUUGUGGCUUUGCAGAAUCAGCUACCCAAAAUCGUGAAGACUUCUUGCAAAUGUUGAUCCUUAGGAAAGAAAUUCCAGCAUGGUUUGAGCAUCAGGAAGAAGAUGACGGAGUAUCAGUGUCAUUCCCCCAGAAUUGUCCUUCAAUUGAAACCAUCGCACUUGCUCUCUGUUUCCUAAUUGAAAUUGAAGAAUAUAUUGACGCAGUACCGCCAUUGGUGAUCUACAACGGUUAUCAUCAUGAUGAUCUUGAUAUAGGACGUAGAUAUGGAGCACGUUGGGUGACUAAGUGUAUGUUUGGAUUACCGUUUAAACAUGGAAAGGAAGAACGGGAAAAUCAAAAAUGGAGACUGGGCCAGAAGGAGAGAAGGAGAGGGGGAAAGGAUCGGCGCCGCCGGCUGGGUACUGCCGCCGCGACUGCCGGACUGCCGCACGCGAGGAGUGCCGCCGUCGAAGCCGCCCCGUUCAUCCCUGCCCAGUCGCGGUUCGACCACCAUCAUCCCGUUUCGUCGCCUGAAGAGUGUCACGAAGGCGAGAGAAAGCUCGUGCGCGCAGGGGAGAGGAAGGAGGCGCUGGUUGGCCGCCGCACCUUGCCGUCGAUCGCCAUUGAACCGCGCCGGACCCAGAACUGCGAACGUGAGGGGUGCGAUACAGGAGCCGACACGAGGAAGAGGGAGUGCGCGUGCGCGCGCAGGAGAAGGGUGAAGCUGCUAUCACCACCGUUGGUGAGCUGCGCCGCCGUUGACCUUGCCGCAGAGACAGUCGCCGUCCUUUAUGGCAGAGCAGACGAGAGAGAUCUGAAGGUGUGCUGGGAGUCCAGCCACCGCGCCCAGCCGCUGUUUGCGUCGCCGGCGCCGCCUCGGUCGGAACUGCCGCCAUCAGAAAAGGGUUCUGGCCGCCAGGGGUGGUUCUCGACUCCCGGGACCACCGCCGGAGUCUCUGGCUACUUCUUCCGUCGCCUAAAAAAACUCUACCGUUACCAACGUCGGAGUCCGGUCGCCGCUGUCACUUGAGGUGGCUGACGUGCUGCUGCCGAACCGGUUCAAGAGACCGCCGCUGUUCGGUUCAGCCGUUUCUUCUUCGUGUUGCUAUGGUUAUUGCAAAAGUGGCUGGGAGCUGAGGUUUUGGUUGUCGGUGAUUUCGAGUUGAGACGAAAAGGACUCGGUGAAGCGUUUGGGAUAUGAAAUUUGCGUUUUGAGGAUUUGGGCGCAGAAGUUAUGAAGAGUUUAAUUAUGUGUUAUUGAGAUGCUCUGUAUUGCUUUAGAUUAUUAUUUUUGUACCCUCGCCUUUAUCUUGAUAUAUUCUAUAAGAGGGAUAGGAAUUGUAUUGGUUAAUGUUUGUAAUAUUACUUAUAUAUAUGUAUGUAUAUAUAUAUGGAUGUAUCUUUUAAGAGUUUUUGUAAGUUGUAUGGUAUCUAUGGAUGUACUUUGUCGAACGAAAGUAUUUUAGGAGUGGUAUUGCGUUUUUAAAGUUUUAACAGGCUCAUAUUUUAGUAUUAACUAGUAUAGGUGUCGUCGUAAUGUCCGAGCUAUCAGAGUUGCGCAGCCGGAAGCGUGAGCUUUGGUAGUUAGGGUGUUACAUUUAUGGAUGAAAGAUUCAUGGAAUAUCAGGACCCUCGUUACGCAUAAAUAGUUUAUUCACAUGGCUAUACAGUGAAAGCCAAAGUUCUUAGAAUUUUAUAGUGAUUUACGACAGUUUUCAAGUGGAAAAUAGAAAUUUGUUAUGGAGAAACAUUGAAGAAAUUUAUCUUAGCAUCAAUGGCUUUUGGUGCUUGGG